Molecule: messenger RNA, 975 nt
Organism: Dermacentor albipictus
Lineage: Eukaryota; Metazoa; Arthropoda; Arachnida; Ixodida; Ixodidae
Product: beta-1,4-mannosyl-glycoprotein 4-beta-N-acetylglucosaminyltransferase-like
Biological process (GO): N-acetylglucosamine metabolic process; protein N-linked glycosylation
Cellular component (GO): membrane
Molecular function (GO): beta-1,4-mannosylglycoprotein 4-beta-N-acetylglucosaminyltransferase activity
Source: RefSeq, a predicted model, not a curated record
CCGCUUACAAUAGUCAACGGCAGUGGUUCAUCCAACAGAGCGAACGCAGCGUCGGGCGUGCUGAGACUAGCGUACAACGCGACCGGUGAGAGGGACUCCUUGAAAUCCGUCGAAUGCUUCGCAUCGGGUACAGUUCCGGGACUUGGCAAGAAGAUGUGCGUCUGCAGGGACGGCUGGCACGGCGGCGACUGCGCCGUCCCCAGCGCAGUCUGGUCGACGCCGGUGUUCCGCCAGUGGUACUCCGAGGGCCUCAUAACACGCCGAUCACGGCCGCGCGCGAUCUUCAACGGUAUCCCUUUGAACCACGAACUCGACAUGCUCGAGAUACACGUGAACGAGCUGAGCGACGUGGUAGACCGUUACGUGGUCGUCGAGUCCAACAACACCUUCUUCGGCGACGCUAAGCCGCUUUACCUGCAGUCGAACCUGAAUGCCGGCUUUCUGGGUGAGCACGCGCAUAAGAUCGUGCCGCUGACAGUGGGCGAGCUCAGGUGCAACGGCUGCGAUCCGUUUUGGCCGGAGAACCGCAGCCGCAACGCCACCUGGCUCGAGGGCCGGCCGUGGCUGGGAAACGUCCCGGACGACGACCUCAUCCUGUUGACCGACGUCGACGAGAUACCGAACCGCGACGUCGUGCUCUUCCUGAAGCACCACGACGGCUACGGGGAGCCGAUCGGCCUGACCCUGCGCUGGUUCCUCUACGGCUUCUUCUGGGAGCGCAGGAGCGCGCUGCACGUGUACGCCGCGUGCACCGUCGCCUUCCUGCGCGCCGUCUGCGCGAACGACCUCGUGACACUGCGUCAGGGCAGGAGUCCCUUCCCCGAGACGUUGCCUGCUGGCACGGGUACGGUGGCCCACCAGUGGGUCAUCGAAGGAGCACGGCCACGAUUCGCCGGCUGGCAGUGUUCGUGGUGUUUCAACGCCCAAGGCAUACAGGUGACGCAGCCGUGUACUCUGGCACGCACCGCAGGAUGA